GCUGGGCCAUCUCCUCCUCACUUCCAUUCUGACUGCAGUCUGUGGUUCUGAUUCCAUACCAGAGGGGCUCAGGAUGCUGUUGCUGGGAGCUGUUCUACUGCUAUUAGCUCUGCCCAGUCAUGGCCAGGAUACCACAACUCAAGGGCCUGGAGUCCUGCUUCCUCUGCCCAAGGGGGCCUGCACAGGUUGGAUGGCAGGCAUCCCAGGGCAUCCAGGCCAUAAUGGGGUCCCAGGUCGUGAUGGCAGAGAUGGCACCUCUGGCGAGAAGGGUGAGAAAGGAGAUCCAGGUCUUAUUGGUCCUAAGGGAGACACUGGUGAAACUGGAGUAACCGGGGCUGAAGGUCCCCGAGGCUUUCCGGGAAUCCAAGGCAGGAAAGGAGAACCUGGAGAAGGUGCCUAUGUAUACCGCUCAGCAUUCAGUGUGGGAUUGGAGACCUACGUUACUGUCCCCAACAUGCCCAUUCGCUUUACCAAGAUUUUCUACAAUCAGCAAAACCACUAUGAUGGCUCCACUGGUAAAUUCCACUGCAACAUUCCUGGGCUGUACUAUUUUGCCUACCACAUCACAGUCUAUAUGAAGGAUGUGAAGGUCAGCCUCUUCAAGAAGGACAAGGCUAUGCUCUUCACCUAUGACCAGUACCAGGAAAAUAACGUGGACCAGGCCUCCGGCUCUGUGCUCCUGCAUCUGGAGGUGGGCGACCAAGUCUGGCUCCAGGUGUAUGGGGAAGGAGAGCGUAAUGGACUCUAUGCUGAUAAUGACAAUGACUCCACUUUCACAGGCUUUCUUCUCUACCACGACACCAACUGAUCACUACUAACUCAGAGCCUUGUCCCAGGCCAAACAGCGCCAAAGUCAAUUAAAGGCUUUCAGUACGGUUAGGAGAUUGACUAUUAUUUAGUUGGAGGUCUUUGAAUAUUAUUCAUUGAUUCACUCAUUCAUGUAUUCAUUCAUUCAUUCAUGUAUUCAUUCAUUCAUCAAGUAACUUUUAAAAAAUCACAUGCUAUGUUCCCAGUCCUGGGGAGUUUCAGAAACAUGACCAGAUAACUGACUAGAAAGAAGCAGUUGACAGUGCUCUUUUGUG
Rhinopithecus roxellana (golden snub-nosed monkey) is the source of this 1082-nucleotide messenger RNA. It is a transcript of the gene ADIPOQ, whose product is annotated as adiponectin, C1Q and collagen domain containing. The transcript has 3 exons. Gene Ontology annotation, molecular function: protein binding. The record is from RefSeq and is a predicted model, not a curated record. The coding region runs from base 74 to 808 and encodes 244 amino acids. NCBI's taxonomy places the organism in Eukaryota, Metazoa, Chordata, Mammalia, Primates, Cercopithecidae.